This is a messenger RNA of Nerophis lumbriciformis (worm pipefish), 1242 nucleotides long. The record is from RefSeq and is a predicted model, not a curated record. NCBI's taxonomy places the organism in Eukaryota, Metazoa, Chordata, Actinopteri, Syngnathiformes, Syngnathidae.
AUGGCCAAUGUUGCCGACACGAAGCUCUACGACCUGCUCGGCGUUUCGCCUUCCGCCUCCGAGAACGAUCUGAAGAAGGCAUACAGGAAACUGGCCAAAGAAUAUCACCCGGACAAGAACCCCAACGCUGGUGACAAGUUCAAGGAAAUCAGCUUCGCUUAUGAGGUGCUGACCAACCCUGAGAAGAAAGAGCUUUAUGACCGCUAUGGCGAGCAGGGCCUACGGGAGGGCGGCGGCGGCGGACCCGGCAUGGAUGACAUCUUCUCGCACAUCUUCGGCGGCAGCAUCUUCAACUUCAUGGGUGGUCAGGGCGGACGCUCACGCAACGGAGGCCGGCGGAGAGGCGAGGACAUGGUCCACCCGCUUAAGGUAUCGCUUGAGGACCUUUAUAAUGGCAAGACCACCAAGCUACAACUUAGCAAAAAUGUACUGUGUAGCACUUGUAACGGGCAGGGCGGCAAGACCGGCGCCGUGCAGAAAUGUACCGCCUGCCGAGGGCGUGGCAUGCGCAUCAUGAUCAGACAGCUGGCACCGGGGAUGGUGCAACAGAUGCAGUCUGUGUGCACUGACUGCAACGGCGAAGGCGAGGUUAUCAGUGAGAAGGACCGCUGUAAAAAGUGUGAGGGUAAGAAGGUGGUGAAAGAGGUGAAGAUCCUGGAGGUCCACGUGGACAAGGGCAUGAAGCACGGACAGAAGAUCACCUUUGGUGGCGAGGCGGAUCAGGCACCGGGGGUGGAACCGGGCGACAUUGUUCUGGUGCUGCAGGAGAAAGAGCAUGAGACGUUUCGGCGAGAUGGCAACGACCUCUUCAUGAACCACAAGAUCGGCUUGGUGGAGGCGCUGUGCGGCUUCCAGUUCAUGCUGAAACAUUUAGAUGGCAGACAGAUUGUGGUCAAGCACCCCGCCGGCAAGGUCAUCGAGCCAGGCUCGGUGCGGGUGGUGCGAGGGGAGGGAAUGCCGCAGUACCGUAACCCCUUUGAGAAGGGGGACCUGUACGUCAAGUUCGAAGUGCAGUUCCCCGCUAGCAACUGGAUUAGCCCUGAAAAAUUGGCGGAGCUGGAGGACAUGCUUCCCUCACGAUCAGAGGCGCCGCUCAUCACGGGUGACACGGAGGAGGUGGACCUGCAGGACUACGACGUCAACCAGGGCUCGUCGACGGGGGGCCGCCGGGAGGCCUACAACGACAGCUCGGACGAGGAGGGUGGCCACCACGGUCCGGGGGUCCAGUGCGCUCACCAGUAG